AGUUUUUUUUUACCUGGUGCAUUCAGGCAUCCUACUGCAGUGCAUAUCGAGUGGCGCCUAUAUGGCACUCAUCAUAAGCGCCGAGGAAUCCUUUUUCGGACCAGACAGUUCGUGGUUCGUCGGGACGUGUCCCUUAUACUGUCAGAGAAAGUUCUCACCUGUCUCGAAUGUUCCCUCCUCAUCUUGUCAUCCAAUCGACAGUGCACUCCAUUGAAAAUUGAGUAACAAAUCACUCAGGAUGAGUUCAACUCAGAGUCCUUUGACUACUCGCACGAGUCCCAUGUCGGGUGUCUUCACGCCGCCAUCUUCAUGCUCUUCACACUGGACGUACGAGAGCCAAGCUGCAAACGAUGUGACUGGAGGGCUUUUGAUACAGAGAGCUCAAGCCGGUACUGGUCGUGAGGAUCCCUCCUGUUAUCCACGUGGUCUGGAUGGCUGGGGUAGAGCACCAUCUUUCAUUCAGGUGUUCAGCCCUGGUGUAUGUCCUUCUGGUUAUACUACUGCAAACAACGGUUACAACGGUGACACAACAACGGCAGUCUGUUGUUUGAGUAAAUUCGGCUACACGAAUUUCAUAAGUACUGUCAACGCUGGAGGUGUCACCGCACAAUAUUUUGGAUGUACGAGCAUUUUUACCGAUGCGAGUGCCACAACAGUAUUCGCGGAAGACGGCGGUGAAGAUGUUAUCACGUCUUCGAUGGACGGUACAACAACGUUCUUCACCGAGGUGUCGGGCCUGAUCACUAUGUGGGCCCAACCCAUCACGGUCGCCUUCCAACAGAGAGACCUCUCUUUGUUUGCAACUUCUCUCCCCAGCACUAGCAGUGCAUCAUCGACGACUACAAGCGAAAGCUCCACCACCAAAACCUCUUCCGAAUCAGUCACUUCUACAUCUGUAUCAUCUACCUUAUCAAUGACCACAGGCGACAUCCCAGUCAUCAACUCUUCGUCCAGACUACCCGCACUCGCAUCUUCCACCUCGACAACAUCUCCCACCGACACCCCUAGCUCCGGGCCAUCCACUGGCGCAAUAGCAGGUAUAGUGGUCGGCGCAGUAGCCGCGCUUGCCUUCCUCAUUGGCGCAGUCAUCUUGUUCCGAAGACGACGGAAUCGUGCGCAGCCAUCAAACAAUUGGAGUACCAUGGAGAUUCAAACCUCUCAAGCAGGUCACUCGGGACCCACAAAGUCGGAUUAUGGGCGAUACGAACCUUCUUUGGACAUGAAGAGUCUCAAAAGGCCAGCAGAGCUGUAGGUCGAGCUCUGGGAGCU
Messenger RNA from Aureobasidium pullulans EXF-150, 1269 nucleotides. RefSeq lists its product as uncharacterized. The record is from RefSeq and is a predicted model, not a curated record. NCBI's taxonomy places the organism in Eukaryota, Fungi, Ascomycota, Dothideomycetes, Dothideales, Saccotheciaceae. The transcript is spliced from 2 exons. The coding region runs from base 239 to 1252 and encodes 337 amino acids.